Dovyalis caffra is the source of this 1611-nucleotide messenger RNA. NCBI's taxonomy places the organism in Eukaryota, Viridiplantae, Streptophyta, Magnoliopsida, Malpighiales, Salicaceae. The record is from the annotation of a GenBank genome assembly.
AUGAGCACGCCAUCCCCGAUUCUGAAAAGACCAAAACUAGAGCAGCAAAACAACGACGGCGGUAAUGAAGUGUCACUAAAUCAAGAAUCGAAAGAGAACAACGCCAGAGAAGAAGAAGAAGAUGAUAGCAUAGAAGAGCAAAAGGUGGCUUUGAUUGCUUUAAUCGAACACCGUUCUCGUGAAGUUCAACAUCUUAAGCAACGCAUUUCUUAUUAUAACUCUCAGCUUGUAGAAGCGGAGAAGAGGCUAGAGGAUUCGCAGGUGAAAUUGGGUCGUUUAAGUGGGAAAAGCAAUGCAGCGGCGAAUAAAACUUCUGUGGAGAAUGGGAUUAAGAAUGUGAAGGUGGAGAGGAAAUCACCAAGUCCGGUUCGUGCAAAUGAAGCUUCUUCAAGAAGCCAGCCUCAAUCUAGAACUGAACUUGUGAUUCCUGCUGUGAAUCCAAAAGUUCCUCAACCAGUAAAAUCAGUGGGUUCAGGUGCAAGAAUUUCUAGUGGUUCCAAUGCUCAACCUAGUUCUUCCACUCCUUCUAAUGGUGUUGCAAAUGUGAAAGUUGAAAAACCUAGUAGGGAGGUGAAUGUGAAAGUGGAAAAAUCUAACAGUGCUUUGAAAGUGAAAUCGGAAAAGUCUCGUAGAAGUUCUUCUGAUGUUGAAGUUGUUGAAAUUCAGGACAGAGGAACGAAAAGGAAGAUUGGGAAAUAUGCUAUAGCCAUGUGGUAUUAUUCUCUCAUUCGCUCUGCUUUGGAUGGAAUGGUCCACCUAUGGCAACUUCAAGCUCGAGGGUCCAGUGCUUCUCUACUUAGCACCACCGAUUGUAUGUCUCCAGUGCAACGGAGAUGGCCAGAAGAUAUAGCCUGGCACCCACUGGGAAAUAGCUUAUUCUCUGCUUACACUGCAGAUAGUGGGGAUUCUCAAAUAUCAGUUUUGAAUUUGAAUAAAACUCAAGGGAGAGCACGUGUAACUUUCUUGGAGGACAAGCCUCAUGUUAAGGCUAUUAUCAAUAGCAUAGAGUUCAUGCCCUGGGAAAAUACCUGUUUUGUCACUGGUGGUGGUGAUCAUGGUGUUGUCCUUUGGAAUGAGAGAGAUGAUGAGAACUUAUGGAAGCCAAAGGCAUUGCACAGGAAUUUGCAUUCUUCUGCUGUCAUGGGGGUUGCUGGGAUGCAGCAAAAGCAGAUUGUACUGUCUGCUGGUGCAGACAAGAGAAUUGUUGGGUUUGAUGUACACGUUGGGAGAGCAGACUUCAAGCAUCAACUCGAUAGCAAAUGCAUGAGUGUUCUGCCAAAUCCGUGCGACUUCAAUCUAUUCAUGGUUCAAACAGGGACUCAUGGGAAGCAACUUAGGUUGUUCGAUAGUAGACUGAGGCAAACAGAAAUUCAUUCUUUUGGGUUUAAACAAGAAAGUAGCGACUCUCAGUCAGCUCUGAUCAAUCAAGCUUGGUCUCCCGAUGGUUUGUACCUCACAUCUGGUUCAGUAGACCCGGUGAUCCAUAUCUUUGAUAUCAGAGGAACAGCUAAUCUUAGAGCAUUUUUGGGUUGGCUUGCAGUUUUGCCAUUGGAAUGUGAGAGAAAGAGAACUCUAGAUUUUAGCUGUGGGCCUCGAUACAUGAACAAAUAG